Molecule: messenger RNA, 3403 nt
Organism: Dufourea novaeangliae
Lineage: Eukaryota; Metazoa; Arthropoda; Insecta; Hymenoptera; Halictidae
Gene: Ube3a
Product: ubiquitin-protein ligase E3A
Exons: 11
Coding region: 230-2818 (862 amino acids)
Biological process (GO): protein polyubiquitination
Molecular function (GO): ubiquitin protein ligase activity
Source: RefSeq, a predicted model, not a curated record
UCACUCCUGUCUUGCCUGUACUAUUCUAUUUCGAAGUGUACAACCACGUAGUGCGUAAUACGUACAGUGAAACAUAGUUUGGAAGCAUCGUGGCGAAGCCGCUGACCAAAUUUAGUGCUAGCGAGCAAGUGCUCGGCGUAACUCCAAUUCGCAGAGUGGAAGCGGUCGUGGAGAGAUUUUCUUUUACGGCCGACGACGGAGGAGGCAAAAUUUCGUGGACUCACGGUCUAUGAGCGCCAAGGGCCAACGGGACCCUGGGGAAGAUCACGCUUCCAGGGUAGGAGCAGAGAGCCCUUGCAGCGACAUGAAGCGUGCAGUUGCUAAGAAGUUGAUUGAAAGAUAUUUUUAUCAGUUAACUGAUGGAUGCGGUAAUCCUGACUGUGACAAUCAAAACUGUGCAUCAAGUGGCAAAGUAACAAAUCUCACUCCAAAUCAAGCUGCAGCGCAAGCUAUUCAGUUGUUUUCACAAGAAGCUAGGCUCUGCGAUGGCACUCAACCAAGCAAAGUAGCUCGAACAACUUUAGAACCAGGUCCUGCAUCAUUGGCAAAGAGUUUACCAGUUAAAAGUGUAAAUCCAACAUGUUCGGAAGAAGGAAAGCAGGAUCCAUAUCUCACAGAAGCAAAACUUCUUGACAUAAUAGACAGAUGUAAAUCAGAGGGAUCGUAUUCGCUGUUAAUUCGCACAUUGGGCGAAGUGUUUUCGUGUGCAAAAGCGUUGAGUCUCAGUUUCCAAAAGACAGUGAAAAAUGACUCACCACUGGCUGCGCUCCUUGAUAGAGCAUCGGACAGCUUGUUGAGGCCCCCCGGUGAUAUGGAUAAGGAAGCAAUUCGAUCCAUUCAAGGAGAGGACAAAGAAGAAGAUAGCAGUGAACCAUCACCCACAGUUCCUAAUAAUGAUGACACUAGCGUUGACCUGCCAGCUGUUCGGAGAGCUUUCGCUGCUCUGUGGUCAUUGCCAGGAGAAGCAUUUGAAUCUGCUUUGGUCAAUGCACUAGUGACUUUAGCAGACAACAUUGAAUUAGAUUUGAGGGUAUUCCGCAUUAUGCCAUGGGAUAAUAUGGACAGUCUAUUGAAUGUAUUUCUCAUUGUAUUUGAAAUUCCAAUGCUAGGAAACAGCGAAUACCUCGAGCUCGCACUUCACAUGCUCUGUAAAGCGCUCAGCUGCUUUCCUAUCGUUGCACAAGCUAAACUGGCGCGCGUAUGGGCAAAGCAUUGUAAAUCUCGGCUACCGAGUAUUUUGCAGGCCCUGCAGGAGUUGAUAACUGUAAAGGUGAUAGGAGGUUCUUUUACGCGAGAUUAUUGCGUCCAAGAUGCAGACACUAUUACAGCCCCUACGAAAGUUAUGAAAAUUUUAUACUACGCGAGUAUGCUGGCCGGUGAACUGGACGAACCUGAAUUGCAUCUAGAUGAAGACGCCGAAUCUGUUGGUAUAGAUAAGUCUGUAAGAUCGUCACAAAUUCCUCAGGAUCCCCUAGCAAAAGAACUUGGCAUUACCGCAUUAGAUGCAAGGAAGCCAUUUAUAGCAUUCACUGACUUCUAUAAUGAACCUCUUAGUGACGCCAUAGAAAUGGACAAAGACUUUGCAUAUUAUAAAAGCGAGGAACCGAUGAAGUUUAGUUUUAUGAAUUAUGCUUUUAUCCUUACGCCUGCUACGAAGACACUGGGCUUGUAUUACGAUAACCGUAUCAGAAUGUACAGUGAACGACGGAUGAGCUUUUUGCAGACUGUGGUUGGUCAACCUACAAAUCCAUACUUAAAACUAAAGGUAAGGAGAGAUCGUCUAAUAGACGAUGCAUUAGUGGAAUUGGAAAUGAUCGCGAUGGAAAAUCCAUCAGACCUUAAGAAACAAUUAGUCGUUGAAUUCGAGGGUGAACAGGGAGUCGAUGAAGGUGGAGUUUCCAAGGAGUUCUUUCAGUUAAUUGUAGAAGAAAUCUUUAAUCCUGAUUAUGGCAUGUUUACAACUCAGGAAGACACACAAAUGACAUGGUUUAACCCAACAUCAUUCGAAAGUGACGCACACUUUACGCUGAUAGGCGUUGUCCUUGGCCUAGCGAUAUACAACAACGUAAUUCUCGACGUACGUUUCUCAAUGGUUGUGUAUCGAAAAUUGCUUGGUAGGAAAGGCAGCUUCGCCGAUUUGGAAGAUUGGAGUCCUACAUUGUAUAGGACACUCAAAGAAUUGAUAGAAUACACUGGAGAUGACAUGCCAGAAACAUUCAUGCAAACCUUCAAAGUGGCUUACAAGGAUGUCUUUGGCUCGAUAUCUUUCCACGAUCUCAAAGAAAACGGCGACGAACUAUUCGUGACGCAAGAAAACAAGAAAGAAUUUGUGGAUCUCUAUGCGGACUUUUUACUUAAUAAAUCAGUAGAAAGACAAUUCAAGGCGUUCAGACGUGGAUUCCAAAUGGUCACGGAUGAGAGUCCGCUUGCGUUACUUUUCAGACCCGAAGAAAUUGAGCAACUUGUUUGCGGUAGUAAAAUCUUCGAUUUCGCGGAAUUGGAAGCAGCGACAGAGUAUGAGGGCGGUUACACCGUGGACAGCGAGGCAAUACGUAAUUUCUGGCGCGUUGCUCAUUCGUUGCCACCAGAAAGUCAACGAAGACUGUUACAGUUCACUACUGGAAGUGACAGAGUACCGGUUGGCGGUCUGUCUAGGCUUAAAAUGGUUAUUGCCAGACACGGUCCAGAUUCCGAUAGGCUACCGAUAGCACACACGUGCUUCAACAUCCUACUGUUGCCAGACUACAGCACGAUAGAGAAAUUGCAGGAUCGUCUGCUGAAAGCGAUCAACUAUUCGAAAGGUUUCGGCAUGUUGUAAACGUGCAGAAACAAAAAAAAAAAAAGACUUCGGUAUCUCUCCUCAGUCUUUCAAGAUUUAUGGUCGAACCCGAGUCACGGUGUUCGCGAAUCCCCUCCUUUGUCCCGCCGCAUGGACGUAUUUAUUCGAAAAUUCGUGCAAGCGCGUGCAAACGUCGAGAAGCGAAACCCGGUUUCGUGGAAGGAUCGAAAAGAAAAAACAAAACAAUAUGGAAACUUCUCCGAUUGAUACCGAGUAUACCUCGCAUACGAUCGUUGUCCUCCAGAACGUGUUUUCCCCCGGGCGCGGCAGUGGCGACAGGAAUUGCUGUACAAAAAGGAAGAAGAGAGAACGAAAUACAAAUUUUACUCCACGCGGCUAUACACGCUUCGAAAUUUCCUCGCACUACUUGUUGUAAAUGUAAAACGCCAAAGCGGACGAGCGCACCUUGACGUGUCUGGCCGUGGUGUCUAUUCGGCGUAACCCGUGCUUUCGUUGCUCUUUAAACAUACACAGAAAAAGGAACAAAAACAUUACACGAACAUUUACAGUUAGAGAAUGUCGGUUCCCCGUUUUCGUAUCGGCUCCGGGGCUGCUGUGAUUCGU